Aspergillus welwitschiae is the source of this 2855-nucleotide messenger RNA. It is a transcript of the gene fluG, whose product is annotated as extracellular developmental signal biosynthesis protein FluG. The transcript is spliced from 3 exons. The coding region runs from base 164 to 2773 and encodes 869 amino acids. NCBI's taxonomy places the organism in Eukaryota, Fungi, Ascomycota, Eurotiomycetes, Eurotiales, Aspergillaceae. Gene Ontology annotation, molecular function: glutamine synthetase activity; hydrolase activity. The record is from RefSeq and is a predicted model, not a curated record.
CACAUUUCCCUCUUUCUCUCUUCUCUCAACUGCCUCAUUCGCCUUGACCCUUCCCCUCCUCCCCCUCCUCCUCCCUGGUUCCAAGGCGCACGGUCAAUCCUGGCCGACUAACCGUGAUCCGCAAACGAUCGAUCGAUCGAACCGGCCAACCAAUCAGCGCACCAUGGAUCCGCUCGCGUCUCUUCGUCGCCUCAUCCAAACGCAUCCUCUUAUCGACAACCACGCCCAUAAUCUCCUUGCGCAGGCCGCAGCCAGCAACUACGCAAAAUAUCCUUUCGAACAGAUCACUUCCGAGGCCCAAGGUUCCGCCCUACACAAUGCUCCGUCCACCUUACCCCUCCAGCGUGCCGCCGCCCAGCUAGCGACCCUCUACGAUUGCCCGACUUCCGAGUGGGACCGCGUCAAGGCGGCUCGCGAUCAAUAUGUCGAGCGUGACUAUGAUGGCUUGAUCCGUCGGUGUCUGGAAGGCACUCAUAGCCUUCUUCUUGAUGAUCUGCUUACGGAUCAAGAUAUCGAGCCUUUCACUUGGCAUGAUCGUUUUACCACAGCUCCGACCAAGCGGAUCGUACGGAUUGAAGUUGUGGCCGCCCAAGUCCUUACCGCCAUCCUUCCCAACGGUUAUGAUCAGUCCUCGAGCGACAUCACCGUUCUUCGCCAGUAUCUGGACCAGUUCAGCCAGGGUUUCAACCAGAAGAUCUCAGAGGCCAUCGCAGAUCCCGUGGUGGUAGGCUUCAAAUCAGUCAUCUGCUAUCGUACUGGACUGAACGUCCAAGUGGCCGAUGACAAAGACGACAGCAAUCUCCUCGAGUCCUUCUCCCGGACCUUGUCGCAAGGAUCUGGAUCUACAUAUCGCGUGGAGGACAAACCCUUGAACGAUUGGCUGGUCAGGCAGGCCCUGAACCAGCUGCAAUCUGCCAAGGAGAAAGAUGCGUUGGGACCCAACAAACCACUGCAACUGCACACGGGACUCGGCGAUAAUGAUAUCAACCUAAUACUUUCGAAUCCCGCAUAUUUACAGGAUUUGGUUGCCCGUUAUCCCAAGGUGGACUUUGUGCUUUUGCAUUCCGCUUAUCCGUAUACCCGGGAGGCCGGCUAUCUCGCCUGUGUCUACCCGAAUGUGUAUCUAGACCUUGGAGAGGUGUUUCCCAUGGUGAGUCGAGAUGCUCAGGAAUCUAUCAUUCGCGAGAGUCUGGAGAUCGUGCCCACAACCCGCCUUCUGUGGAGUACCGAUGGCCAUUUCUUCCCAGAGACAUAUUGGUUGGCGAACAAACAGUUCCGCGACGCACUGGAAAAGGUUCUCGUGGAUUACGUCAUUCAAGGCGAUCACAGCGUCGAUCAGGCGAAGCUAGCUGCUGCCGAUAUAUUGUUCCACAACUCCAACCGCCUGUACAGCCUUAAUGAAACCGUUUCCUACGACGACAGGCUGGUCCCUGCCGUCAGCAACCUUUCUGGACUUUCUUCGACCGACGCGUUGGAAAGUUUCAUGCACAGCAAUCCAGAUGUCAAGUAUAUUUGGAUGCAGUUCUUUGACUACACUUCCACAGUGCGCGUGCGGAUGUUCCCUAUCCGGGAGUUUGCUAAGAUUGUUCGCAAGCAACGCCGGAUCGGUAUCUGUACAGCCACGUUUUUGAUGCUUCAAUCCGACACAGUCUGUCCGGAAGGUUCCACAACCGGCCAGUUCUAUCUAGAACCAGAUCUCUCAACCCUCUCUCGAAAUGUGGGGAUCGACUCGAAGAGCGCCACAGUCAUGACUUGGGGGCGUUCUGAGGAGGGUUUGGAGGUGGAAGGAUGUCCACGGACCCUUCUGCGCCGCGUCACGACUGAUUUACGUGCCAAUCAUGGAAUCGAAAUUCUCUGCGGAUUCGAGAUUGAGGUUAUUCUGCUGAAGUGCGUCACCAAACCGGACACCGAUGAGGAAGAGUUUGUUCCAUGUGUGCGCAACCACUCCUGGUCCCAGAUGACCCGAGACACCCGACGCAUGGUGCCGCUUCUUGAGGAAAUUGUCGAUACUCUUGCAUCCAUCGGCAUUGACCUUGAACAAUUCCACGCUGAAUCGGCCCCGGGCCAGUUUGAAUUCAUUCUACCACCCGGAUCGCCCGUCGCCGCAGUCGAUACCCUGCUCAAGGCACGACAGGUCGUGACUUAUAUCGCUGAGCAGCACGGUUACCGUGCAACCCUUCAUCCCCGACCCUUCUCACACGCUGCUGGCUCAGCCGCACAUGCGCAUGUCUCCAUAACUCCUGCGACUCAGGAGGAGAGCUUCUUGGCUGGUGUGCUCAAGCACUUCACCUCUUUGACGGCCUUCACUCUGUCUAAUGAUGUCAGCUACGAACGGAUGCACUCCGGCCUCUGGGCUGGAAGCGAGUGGGUCGCCUGGGGCACUCAGAAUCGCGAAACACCUAUCCGCAAGAUCUCUGCGGGUCACUGGGAGAUCAAGGCACUUGACGGUCUGUCCAAUAUGUAUCUGGCAAUGGCUGCAAUUCUAGCUGCAGGAUACCUGGGUGUGCAGGACAAGCUGCCCCUGACCCUGCAGGACUGUUUAUAUGACGCGGCAACACUCAGCGAGGCGGACCGCAGUGCCAUUGGGAUAACCACCCAAAUUCCCACGACCCUGGCACAGAGUCUGGAUAAUAUGGCAGCCGACAAGGCUCUCCGGGAUGUGCUUAGCAACACACUUGUUGAGAACUAUAUCACGGUCAAACGAGCCGAGAGCAAGAAGCUGAAUGCAAUGGAGGCAGAAGCGCGACGCAAGUGGCUGGUCGAGAGAUACUAAUUAAAUACCCUGUGCAUACAUACAUAGCCAAUAAUCGUAGUUAGCCAAUACCAUCAUCACAUUCUCUACAUCUUCAUAGAAA